AUGCCAUUCACCUACACACACCCAUCCUACGACCUCUUCCCAAUCAGAGUCCCACCCCCAAACCCCCAAACCCCCCACCAAACGACGGCAGGUCUAGUAAGUCACGCCCACCUCAUCAAACCCUCCGGCCUACUCGCCCUCCUCCAUGAAGGAAUCGCCAAACCCCUUACACAGUUUAACAGCGCACUAGUCGCAAACGCGGCACUCUGUUUCCGUGAGCGUCGCGGGCGUAUUGCUAGUACCGCGAGCUGUCUAGCGAUAUAUUUACAGUCGGAACUUCGGGCGAAAGAUGCUAUUGUUGAUGACAAGAGUAGCGGGAUGGUUGAAUGGCGACAGGGUAUGCAACGUGAGCGGAGGAGAUUAAAUUGGGAUCGAGUUCUUGCUAGUGCUUCCACGCUUAGAGAGGAGGUUGAAGUUUAUGGUGUUCCGAGGUCGAGGAGAGGUAAGAACGCUGCUGCUGCUGCCUCUUCUUUUGCUAUUGCUACUGAUGGUGUUGUUACGAUUCAUGAGUCGCUGAAGGUCAAUUUGUCGAUGCUUGCUGCUGCUGUUGGAUGUCUUUCGCUUCAUGGGCGAGAUGGAUCGGAUGCGUUUGCGAACGAGGUUAGGGCGACCAAGGUUCCCCUUUUUGAUGAGUAUUUGUUUUCUAAUGAAGAUUAUCUAGGCGCGUUUUGGUCGCGGCUUAAUCCUAGUGAGGAGACGUGUGCGGCCUGCAAGUGUUUGCUGUGCAAGGAGGUCUUCUAG
Messenger RNA from Penicillium cataractarum, 741 nucleotides. RefSeq lists its product as uncharacterized. The record is from RefSeq and is a predicted model, not a curated record. The coding region runs from base 1 to 741 and encodes 246 amino acids. The transcript is spliced from 2 exons. Lineage: Eukaryota; Fungi; Ascomycota; Eurotiomycetes; Eurotiales; Aspergillaceae.